This is a messenger RNA of Sinocyclocheilus grahami, 1165 nucleotides long. RefSeq names its product sorting nexin-20-like. Gene Ontology annotation, cellular component: early endosome membrane. Gene Ontology annotation, molecular function: phosphatidylinositol phosphate binding. The coding region runs from base 1 to 792 and encodes 263 amino acids. The record is from RefSeq and is a predicted model, not a curated record. The transcript is spliced from 4 exons. NCBI's taxonomy places the organism in Eukaryota, Metazoa, Chordata, Actinopteri, Cypriniformes, Cyprinidae. Gene Ontology annotation, biological process: protein transport.
AUGAGAAUCGAGUCCAAUUUCGAGUAUCACAACAUUGCUUUAGAACAGGGCUACCCAAUCCCGUUCCUGCAGAUCGACCUACCUGCAGAGUUCAAGGAGGCAGAUCUCCAGGAACAGGACUGGGUAUACCAGAUUGUGGUGAUCCGCUCAGGUAGUUACGACUGUGAGCAUGUAGCUAUCGAGCGACGCUACUCAGACUUCCUCCACCUUCAUCAGGAGCUCCUGCUGGACUUCAGCGAGGAAAUGGAGGACAUUGUGAUGCCCAGGAAGAAAAUGAGGGGCAACUUCUCAGAGGAGAACAUCGGCGAGCGGCGCGUAGCCCUCAGAGACUAUCUUACUCAGCUCUACUCCCUCCGUUUUGUCCGAAAAUCACAAGCGUUCCUAGCGUUCUUCACUCAUAAGGAAUUAAAGGCUGCAUAUGACCUCCUGCGUGGGGGCCGCUUUUCCUGGGCCCUUGAGGGCCUCCAGAAGGUGUUGGUACUUCAGGAAAAACUGUCUUCUCACAACCCUACUUUGGUGGUACCAACCCUGUGUGCCAUGCUGGUGUGCCAGAGGGAUCUAGAAGACUUUGACACAGCAUUUCAAACUGGUAGAAUAGCUUUGCCCACAGUGAGAUGCUACGAGCUCCGGCAGUAUAAAGGGCCCCUGCUGGAGGCUCUUGUUGAUUUGGGUUACAGUCUUGGGCUGCCUGUGGCGCAGUUACAGGAUGAGCUGACCAGAAUGCAAGACUCGCCAAAUGGGCAGGUGUCAGAGAUGUCCCUUAAAGAACUGGUGGUGCAAGAGUUUGUAUAAUCAGAAACAACUGCUAUUUAGUUGUUAACUAUAAUCAUUAUUUGAUCAAACCCCUAAUCCAAAAUAUCAAACUACAAUUGUUCUAUGUGAUCGGACUAAUGAUCACCUGAAAGGAAAUUCAAACAAAUGAAAAUCCCCACAGAUUUACAUUGCAGAGGUCAGAAUUUCAUAGAGAGUUGGUGAGGGCUCUUUUGACUUGGACCAGAAAGAAACCACCCAAUCACCUAGAACAACCGCAUAGCUACAUGUCCCAUCCACAUAUCAGUACCCAAACACUGUAGACAUGAGGAUAGUCUCCUUUGGCAAGUGUUCUGACUUGUUCUGUAGUUAUAUUUUUAUGAACCAUAUUUCUUUUAUCUCAUAUUUUAUUUAU